AUUUUCAAUUCAGCAACCAUAAAAAAAAAAAAAGAUUUUCAAUUCAGCACGCGUUUCUUCAAAGCAAAGUCUCGAAGUCCCAACAACCAUGGUUGCCCCUGAGAAGGAUCCCAGAGAGGAAGUCAUUCAAGCAUGGUACAUGGAUGACAGUGAUGAAGACCAAAGACUUCCUCAUCAUCGCAACCCAAAAGAAUAUGUGUCUUUGGAGCAAUUGGAUGAACUUGGAGUACUGAGCUGGAGACUGGAUGCUGAUAACUAUGAAACAGACGCUGAAUUGAAGAAGAUUCGCGAAGAGCGUGGAUACUCCUACAUGGAUUUCUGUGAGGUUUGCCCAGAGAAGCUUCCAAACUAUGAAGAGAAGAUUAAAAACUUUUUUGAGGAACAUCUUCACACUGAUGAGGAGAUCCGCUAUGCUGUGGCAGGAAGUGGUUAUUUUGAUGUAAGAGAUCGUGAAGAACGCUGGAUCCGUGUUUGGUUGAAGAAAGGGGGAAUGAUUGUUUUGCCAGCUGGAAUUUAUCACCGUUUUACUCUGGACUCAAACAACUAUAUCAAGGCGAUGCGGCUAUUUGUUGGGGACCCAGUCUGGACUCCUUACAACCGUCCCCAUGACCAUCUUCCUGCGAGGAAGGAGUAUGUUAAAGCUUUUGUUCAAAAGGAGGUCGGUGAUGCCAUUGAUGCUGCAGCUUGAAAUCUAUAUACGGAAUAGUAUAACUUUAUGGAAUUGAUAUAAUAUAUCUAUAUAUGUUAUGAUAUGCUCGUAUUGGGUACUUGGCUUACCUAUGGGGCUUGUUUGUGUUUCUGUGGCAUACCCUACAAACCUGGCAACAAUAAUGUGUUGUAAUAAAUGUCAGAUAUCCAUGUUUUGUGAAUAGUUGGUACUCUGUCUUAUCCAUAGUUGAAUGGUUUCUCUGCUUUAUUUUGACUC
This is a messenger RNA of Morus notabilis, 925 nucleotides long. Its product is annotated as 1,2-dihydroxy-3-keto-5-methylthiopentene dioxygenase 2. NCBI's taxonomy places the organism in Eukaryota, Viridiplantae, Streptophyta, Magnoliopsida, Rosales, Moraceae. The transcript has 7 exons. The coding region runs from base 89 to 688 and encodes 199 amino acids. Gene Ontology annotation, molecular function: acireductone dioxygenase [iron(II)-requiring] activity. The record is from RefSeq and is a predicted model, not a curated record.